Molecule: messenger RNA, 1201 nt
Organism: Andrographis paniculata
Lineage: Eukaryota; Viridiplantae; Streptophyta; Magnoliopsida; Lamiales; Acanthaceae
Product: probable BOI-related E3 ubiquitin-protein ligase 2
Exons: 4
Coding region: 70-1104 (344 amino acids)
Molecular function (GO): ubiquitin-protein transferase activity
Source: RefSeq, a predicted model, not a curated record
AAGUAACCACCCAUAGAGGCGAUAAACGAGUCUUUCAUUUCUUUGCUUUUCGUUCUCUCGCAACCAACCAUGGCGUCUUUCCCCCAAAAUAACUUUCAACAAUUUCUUCAACAGCAACCUUCGCAGCCGCAGCAAUCUAAGCCCUUAAGGGGUUUGUAUGACGCCAACAUGGAGGGUCAGAUUUCUCAGCAAGUGGCCUACUUCAAUACCCCAAAUCUCCUCAAUCACCACCCCCCUUACAUCCCUCCUUUUCAAGUGGCAGGGUUGGUCCCAGAAGAGAACAGGGUGGAAUUACAGUGGAAUUUCGGGCUCGAAUCGAAGAAAAAGAGGCCUAUAGAGCAAUCUUUUCUGGAGAGUAAUCUGAACAAUAACAACAGCAACAAUAACUCUCAGAUAUCGUCUUUGGAUUUGUUGCAGGCCCGAUCGGUCUCCACCGGCCUGGGCCUUUCCUUGGAAAACCCUAGAUUGACUUCUUGCGGUGAUUCAUCCUUGCUGGGGCUGGGCGCCGAUGCCAUUGAUACUGAGCUGCAACGACAGGACGCUGAAAUUGAUAGAUAUAUAAAACUGCAGGGAGAUCGUUUGCGACAAGCUAUUGCGGGCAAGUUUCAAGCAACCCAACUCCAGACGAUCUCAUAUGUCGAAGAGAAGGUUAUGCAAAAACUGAGGGAGAAAGAGGCCGAGGUUGAAGACAUGAACAAGAAGAACAUGGAGCUCGAGUCGCGGAUCGAACAGCUUUCUUUGGAGUCUAAUGCGUGGCAACAGCGUGCAAAGUGCAGCGAGAACACAAUCAACAGUCUGAAGCUGAAUCUACAACAGGUUUACGCUCAGAGCAGAGACAGCAAAGAAGGGUGUGGAGACAGCGAGGUUGACGACGCAGCCUCGUGCUGCAAUGGUGGGCCCCCCGGGGUCGACCUGUACCAGGUUUUCAAGGAAGGUAAUGAAAUGAAGGAGAUGAUGAGAUGCAAAGUGUGUAGGGUGAAUGAAGUUUGCAUGCUGCUGUUACCUUGUAAGCAUCUGUGUUUGUGUAAGGGAUGUGAAAGUAAGCUUAGUCUCUGCCCCUUGUGUCAGACUUCCAAGUAUAUAGGCAUGGAAGUUUAUAUGUAGUAAAUGUAAUUGUAAUGUGAUGUAAUGUAAUGUAACGAAGUGUGUAACCUUGACUCUGAAGAAACUUUUUAUGGAAACUUAAAUAUCUAUAUAUAUA